Cucumis melo (muskmelon) is the source of this 1003-nucleotide messenger RNA. RefSeq names its product ras-related protein RABC2a-like. The record is from RefSeq and is a predicted model, not a curated record. NCBI's taxonomy places the organism in Eukaryota, Viridiplantae, Streptophyta, Magnoliopsida, Cucurbitales, Cucurbitaceae. Bases 166 to 792 code for a protein of 208 amino acids. The transcript is spliced from 6 exons. Gene Ontology annotation, molecular function: GTPase activity; GTP binding.
CCGUUUUGUUGUGAGGUAAUCUGGCGCUUUAUUCUCCUUUCAAUCCAAAUCAAAAUGUCCAUUGAAGGAAACCACGUCGCCAUAGCCAUCUAUAAAAUAUGCUUCUCUUUCCUUUCCCAUUUCCCCCUUUUUCAACUCCAUUUUCACUGACCUACACAACUCUCCAUGGGAUCUCCCUCCCCUCACCUCAAUCUCUCCUUCAAGGUUCUCCUCAUCGGCGAUUCCGCCGUCGGCAAAAGCAGCCUUCUCCACACCUUCAUUUCCGCCUCUCUCCACGAUCUCUCUCCCACCAUUGGUGUGGAUUUCAAGAUCAAGCAACUUACCGUUGGUGGGAAGAGGUUGAAGUUGACUAUUUGGGAUACUGCUGGGCAAGAGAGGUUCAGAUCAUUAACUAGUUCAUACUACAGAGGUGCUCAAGGGAUCAUUCUUGUUUAUGAUGUGACUCGGAGAGAAACCUUUGCAAACUUAUUGGAUGUAUGGGCAAAUGAAGUUGAGCUAUAUUUGACAGAUCAGGACUGUGUCAAGAUGCUCGUUGGAAACAAAGUUGAUAGAGAAUCUGAAAGGGUUGUAAGCAGAGAAGAUGGGAUUGCACUAGCCAACAAGCUUGGAUCUUUGUUUUUUGAGUGCAGUGCUAAAACCAGAGAAAAUGUAGAGAAAUGCUUUGAAGAACUUGCCAUUAAGAUUAUGGAGGUUCCCAGUUUCUUGGAGGAAAGAUCCAGUUUAGUAAAGAGGAGCAUUUUAAGGCAAAAACAGGAAGGUCAAGCUCAACAAAGUGGUGGUUGUUGCUCUUAGAAAGCAACUCAUAUAAAAACUAAAUUACAUCAUUGUAUAUGUGUAUUUCUUCUCUUACACUGUUGCUUUUCUCCCAUUCAGUUGUAAGUUAUUAUUUGUACUAUCUGAAAGGGAAAAAAACUCACUCAUAAUUACAUUACAUUGAUUUGCUUUGUGUAAAGCCAUAUGUUUUUCUUCUGUGCAAAAUAAAGUAAAAAUAUACUUUCCAUCA